Aspergillus fischeri NRRL 181 is the source of this 1581-nucleotide messenger RNA. Its product is annotated as putative MFS transporter. The transcript is spliced from 8 exons. Lineage: Eukaryota; Fungi; Ascomycota; Eurotiomycetes; Eurotiales; Aspergillaceae. Gene Ontology annotation, biological process: transmembrane transport. Gene Ontology annotation, molecular function: transmembrane transporter activity. The record is from RefSeq and is a predicted model, not a curated record. Bases 1 to 1581 code for a protein of 526 amino acids.
AUGGCCCCCCGUGUGGACAGCGACGCCAUCCCAGGCACUUUCACCCUGGUGGACGUGGAUGGUGUAUUGGCCACUCGUCACCUUGAUAGAGGAGACAGAGAUAUUGUCCUUGUGCCUGAACCCUCCAAUGACCCAGAUGAUCCCCUGAAUUGGUCACCACGGCGCAAGCUACUAUCUACGAUCUGUGUGAGCGUGUACACCUUGUUUGCAGGCAUCUCAACCUCAGUCGUUUAUUCUGUGCUUGUUCAGCUCUCUGAAGAGACCGGUGUUGCGGUGGACACUCUCAACCAGGGAACCGGAUAUCUGUUCUUGCUCGCAGGCUGGGGCCUUCUCUUCUGGCAACCAUUUGCAUUGCAGUAUGGUAAACGAUUGACUCCUUAUGUUCGUUCAAACGGCGAGUGGAUUGGCCGCAGCAUUCUUUCAGGCUUCUUCGUUGCUCCGAUCGAAGCCCUUCCAGAAGUGACCGUCACCGAUGUGUGCUUUACCCAUGAACGAGGGAGGUAUAUGGGCCUGUACGCCUUCUUCUUGGCCGGGAGCAACUACUUUGCGCCAGUAAUAUGCGGCUUCAUCGCCCAAUAUCAGGGAUGGCAAUGGGUUUUCUACUGGCCUGCCGUAUUCUGCGCUGUUACUAUCGUGUUCCUCUUUUUCUUCAUGGAGGAGACAAACUACGCGCGGAGACGUGCCGAGACAGCCACGGUCGAGGGCAUGUUAGAAUCGUCAACGACUCCCUCCGAGCAAGGUGACCGGGAAAAGCCUCUACCUGCCACUGCACAACCGGAUCAAACAGAGUGCGGAGUUAUGUACAGCAAGAAAACGUAUAUUCAGAAGCUGUCAAUCAUUGGACCUCGGCAACCCAGGAACAACAUGUUUAGGAGGUUCUACCAAACUUUGUACUACCUGAGCUGGCCGGUUAUCUUCUAUGCUGGGUUUUCGUAUGGCUCGUAUCUUAUUUGGUUCAACGUGUUGAAUGCCACUGCAUCUCUUAUUCUGGGGUCGGCACCAUAUAAUUUCAGUUCAUCGAUGGUCGGUCUGAGCUAUCUCGCAUGCUGUCUGGGUGUCAUUUGCGGAUCUCUUUUCACCGGAAGAUUCAGUGACUGGCUUACUAUCAGACUAGCUCGACGGAACGGCGGAGUGAUGGAAGCCGAGCAGCGUCUCUGGCCCUUCCUUGCGUGUCUGAUCAUUGUCCCUGGAUCGUUGCUACUCUGGGGUGUGGGUGCAGCCCACGAGGUCCACUGGUUCGGACUUCUAGUCGCGAUGUGCCUUCUUGCGCUCGCCAACACCUGUGGAAUAACCCUGAGCGUCAACUAUCUCGUCGACAGCUACAGGGAGCUGAGUGGCGAUGCGAUGGCUAGUGUGAUCUUGGUUCGCAACACAAUGUCGUUUGCCAUGGGCUACGGUAUAACACCCUGGCUUGAAGACCUGGGAUACCAGAACUGCUUUGUGUCAGCGGCGUUCAUUGGCAUGGCCAUAUCUGCCGUGUUCCUGGUGAUGAUCAAAUGGGGAAAGACAUUCCGAGCUCGCAGUCGCGACAAGUACUGGAGCAUUGUCAGGGAGAAUCAAGCCAGGGGAAUGGGACAUUGA